AUGCCCGCCGCCGAAGGCACACCUACAGCGUUAUAUUGUAUCAUUACUGGAUGUGGUCGUCCAGCGAAUGUUCUGUGUUAUUGUUGUAAAGAAAAUCUCUGUCGAAAUCAUUAUAAUGAACAUGAUUAUUUGAAUUCGAAAUUAACCAUUCUAGCUGACGAAAUCGAUUCGUUUGAUAGACAACUACUGGGAGUUGAUUUGAAGAAAUAUAUACAAAACUCGAAUGAUCGAAUUCAUCAAUGGCGCGUGGAAAGCUACAAAGCAAUCGAUCAAUAUUGCGAUCAAAAAUAUCGCGAAAUCGAGCAAAGUUUAAUGAAAGUUAUCAAUCAAAAACGCGAGAAUAUUGAACAAGUUCGCAAAACUAUGCUCGAUAUCACGCAAAAACAUAAGAUGACGUUGGAAGUGAUCGAAUCUCUCACCAAUAACAUUCGUUCAAUUGAAAAUGAAAUGAUCGACAUCGAUCAGAAACAUCUGCUAAUUCAAACCACUCCGUUACUUCUCGAUAAAAGUUUAAUCCAAAUCGAAGAAUUAAUUUUCGAAGAAUUCGAUGUCGCAUCGAUUUCACCCGUUUAUAAAUCAAUUGAUUAUCCUCGACAAGGUAUUUAUCCCAUUGCCAGUAAUAAUCAGUUUUUAUUAGUCCAUCGCGAACCGUACUUAUGUUUGGUUGAUCGGCAUGUGAAAAUUCUCAAGCAAAUCGCCUGGAAUCAUGGACAGAUAGUUGACAUGUGUUGGUCAGCAGCUCUAUCGAAGUUUUUCCUCAUUACACUCAAUCAAAUCUAUAUAGUCGACGCAGCCAAUUCGACUGUUGAACGCGUUGAUACAACACAAAAGCUACGUUGGCUUUCUUGUACAUGUUCAGAUUCCUCAUUGUUCUUAUCAACGAAUGAAAAUGGUUCAUCAAUUUGCGAAUUCAAUCUUUUGAAUUCUUUACAAGCAGCGAAACGAUGGGAUCCACCCGAUACAUGCUCCGAGGAUGAGCGUAUUCACGAUAUGAUUUGCAACAAAGGAACGCUAUUUCUAUUAAUUGAAAACUCAACCACAGGUCGCAUCCGAGCAGAAUUACGAUCAUCCGCAAGACUCGAUCGCUUAUGGGCAGUACAAUUGGAUAUAAAUUAUCAAGGCAAAGUUUUCAGUUGCUGUCUAUUAAACUACGAUCAAUGGUUAAUCGCAGAUGGUAACACUUCACGUCUAUUUCAAUUAACCAUGGAUGGUAAAGUCAAAUCAGUAAAUCAUUACAGCCCUGCGCCUUACUGUGCGACUCUUUUUGGUACAGAUUUAUUAGCGAUAUCGACCAUACAAGGUGUUACUAUGCACAGAGUUUGA
Molecule: messenger RNA, 1323 nt
Organism: Adineta ricciae
Lineage: Eukaryota; Metazoa; Rotifera; Eurotatoria; Adinetida; Adinetidae
Source: the annotation of a GenBank genome assembly